UUUGAAAAAUCGAAGAACGGUCUUCGCAAAGGAGCUUUGUUAAGUCUAGCCAUCUCAACAUUUUUUGAACUUCUAAGUGUUCUGGUAUAUGCCUUUUAUUUUCCAAAAUUGUCUAUAGUUAAGUAUUACCGUUCAAAAGCAUCUUCAGAAGGAGCAACAACAGUUGCAGCAGAUCUUGCAGUUGCCGGAAUCCAGACAAACCAACAAGUUGAAUGUGAUCUUAAUGAACAAGAGCGGUUAGGAACUAAGAAGCUUUUUCUUCAAAACAUUGACCAUGCAUUUGCCUUAUUCCUUACAUAUGUCUUGACCCUAUCUAUUUUGCCUGGAUUUUUGUAUGAAGAUACUGGAUUGCAUAGGCUAGGAGAAUGGUACCCACUUGUUUUGAUCUCUGUGUACAACAUCACUGAUUUGAUUUCAUCCUACAUUCCCAUCUUCAAGUGCUUGAAGUGGGAAUCAAGAAAGGGAUUGCUAAUCACAUCUCUUUCUAGAUUCUUGUUGAUUCCAGCCUUUUACUUCACUGCUAGAUAUGGUGAUCAAGGAUGGAUGAUUCUUCUGGUAUCAUAUUUGGGAUUGUCCAAUGGAUAUCUCACUGUAUGCAUUUACACAUUGGUCCCUAAGGGGUACAAGGGUCCAGAGCAGAACACUUUGGGCAAUUUGCUUGCUCUAUGGAUGUUAAGCGGUAUACUUGUUGGCGUCUCUCUUGGUUGGCUAUGGACAGUUGGAAAAUCAGAAAAAUUCUGAUAAGAAUUUUAAGAAUAAAUCUUGAAUAUUUGUUGGUGUAUACAUUAUCUUAUUUUAUAGCUUCAUUUUGAUUCUAGAAUUUGUUGGUUUCUUAACGAUACUCUUACUAGUCAAGAUUGUUAUUUCCAUUAGUUUAUAGUAAAAAGAAGGUUAAAUUAUGCACACAUACAUUUAGGA
Vicia villosa (hairy vetch) is the source of this 918-nucleotide messenger RNA. Its product is annotated as equilibrative nucleotide transporter 6-like. The record is from RefSeq and is a predicted model, not a curated record. Gene Ontology annotation, biological process: nucleoside transmembrane transport. Gene Ontology annotation, cellular component: plasma membrane. The annotation marks the transcript as partial. Lineage: Eukaryota; Viridiplantae; Streptophyta; Magnoliopsida; Fabales; Fabaceae. Gene Ontology annotation, molecular function: nucleoside transmembrane transporter activity. The transcript is spliced from 5 exons.